Xyrauchen texanus (razorback sucker) is the source of this 1964-nucleotide messenger RNA. RefSeq names its product forkhead box protein N2-like. The record is from RefSeq and is a predicted model, not a curated record. Gene Ontology annotation, cellular component: nucleus. Gene Ontology annotation, biological process: regulation of DNA-templated transcription. The coding region runs from base 172 to 1209 and encodes 345 amino acids. Gene Ontology annotation, molecular function: cis-regulatory region sequence-specific DNA binding; DNA-binding transcription factor activity. NCBI's taxonomy places the organism in Eukaryota, Metazoa, Chordata, Actinopteri, Cypriniformes, Catostomidae. The transcript has 5 exons.
AAGGAAACGUGGAACGGACAGAACGCGUGCAUAGCCGUUCUUUUUACACAUGUUUUAGCAGUGGACCCCAAACUUUUAAUAUAUAAGACCACAGAGUGAAGGUUAAUUGCUGUAAAUUCGUCUACCUGUUUAGGUGAAUGUGUGGGCCUGUACCCUGCAACUGGGAGACAGAUGGAGAAAGACACACUAGCACUGUCACCUUAUUCUCUUCUACAUUCCCCAAGAAAUAAUUCAGAAACUCAGUCCCUAUCUGCCUCUCUUCCACAGUCUGCUGCUGUUCUACCUGCAUCACUCCCUCUCUCCCCAAGCACCCCAUCCCCUUCCACCCCAGCCUCAUAUCUCCACUUCUCAUCAACCCCUCAGUUUUCUGGGGGGUCACACUGUCUCAGUCCCUCCACAGAAUUUGAGCAGGAUGACCUGACCUGCCUGAGCUGGCUGCAUCAAAGAGGGAACAUUUUGCCCCUGCCCAGAAUCACCACACUGCCUCAGACAUUAGAACCUAUUCCUGCCCAACCACUGCCUUCAUACCCUGCUAAACCUCCAUACUCUUUUAGCAGUCUCAUCUUCAUGGCAAUUGAAGACUCCCCAGAAAAUAGACUUCCUGUAAAAGGUAUUUAUGAGUGGAUUGUAAACAACUUCCCCUACUACAGAGAGGCUUCGGGUGGCUGGAGGAACUCUGUUCGACACAAUCUGUCCUUGAACAAGAGCUUCCAACGAAUCCAUUGUGACAAGACUCAAUCUGUUGGAAAGGGCUCAUUAUGGCGUGUCUGUCCAGAGCAUCGGCCAGCUCUUCUGGAGGUUCUUCGAAAAACACAUUAUUGUCAUCGUACAAGCAGCAACUUGUUGAACAGUCCUGUUUUGUUGGAAGCAGCUGAUAAUGGACAAAAUGUAAUUUACGAAACCAUGGAAAUAUCAGAUCUAGAUUCUUUGUCUUCAAACCCACCAUGCUCUUUGACACCUGACCAUGACGAGCUGGUUGCCAUGGAGGCUGUUGAACUUACAGAUGUUGCAGGAGAAGAGUCAGAGAAAGAUCCAUUAGCUGACAGUGGUUACAUUGAGUUACAUUAUUAUCAGUAUCAGCAGUGUCAGUACCUGGUUCUUCCAGGAGACACUGAAUUGGACCUGGAGACGGUUGAGAUACUGCAGCUUGAUGCAGAGGCUCAAGAGGCUGCAGGGUCACUGCUUGACCUUGCAGGAGGCAACCAAUGAUAGGUGGAACCUGUGCUAUGCACAAGCAAGGAGGGUUAAAGGGGAGAUGGGGCCACUUGUCAAAACUCUUGAAACCCCUUUGCUUUAUGUUCUAUUUUAUAACUGCCUAAACUUUGACUUACUAUCGUAAAAGGUGCAACAUAAGCAAUUCAAAAUAAUGUAAUGAUUUGAAAAGACAUUUGUAGGGACUGACAGCACUGUGGUGUUUUCCUUGCUUUUAGUGUAUUGUAUGUAAAUUUGUUUUAAUAGCAUUUGCAUAAUGACAAAAAUAUUUGAGAGAAGGAACCAAAAUAUUGUUUGUUAUAGUUGACUUGUAAUAAUUAAUGCACUUCCAUGCCAUUGUUCAUUAAGUCCCUCCCAUCAAGAUUGUUCUUUUAAAGAUUCUUUGUAUUCUAGAGGGAAAAGGUUCUGCUGAGCUUUUGAAAGAAAAGUUGUUGUUUUUUAACUCUGCAAUAUGUCACAAUUAUGAAUGUGUUCAAGUAUUAUUGAGACAAACUGCCAGCUGUUAUUUGGUAUUCACAGAAAGAUUAAUAUAGAAACCAUUUCUUCCUUAUUAUUGUCAUGCUACAGCAUUCUGUACAGCAAUUAAUUUCCUAUGUAGUAUUAUGCAUUUUAUAUUUUGCUUUAUACAUUUGUUGUUGUUGUUGUUUUUUAGUAGGUUUUACAGAUUGACACUAAAUCAUACUCUGACCCCCUAUUCUCUUGAUAUGUAACUCAUUAGCAAUAAAAGUACUAAAAUGUUAUGAUGAAAUCUU